AUGGAGGCUGAGAGACCCCAGGAAGAAGAGGAUGGCGAGCAGCAUCAGGGCCCCCAUCAGGAUGAGCAUGGCUGGCCCACUGUGAACACCAGCAAUCGGCCUUGGCGAUCUGCUCCUCCGUCCCCUCCUCCUCCAGGGUCCCGCCACACAGCCCUGGGGCCCCGCUCGGCCUCCCUGCUCUCCCUGCAGACUGAGCUCCUUCUGGACCUGGUGGCUGAGGCCCAGUCCCGCCGCCUAGAAGAGCAAAGGGCCACCUUCCAUCCCCCCCAGAACCGUCCAAGCCUAGGCCAAGCCCCGCCCCGGCCUCUUGAGGACAGAGAACAGCUCUACAGCACCAUCCUCAGUCACCAGAGCCAGCGGAUGGAAGCCCAGCGGUCAGAGCCUCCCUUACCCCCAGGGGGACAGGAGCUCCUGGAGUUGCUGCUGAGAGUUCAGGGUGGGGGUCGAAUGGAGGAGCAAAGGUCCCAGCCCCCCCCCACACACCUGCUGAGACUUGAGCCCCACCAGCCCCUCUGCACUCCUGCGGCUCAAAAGCUGGGCAGCCCACUGCAUGCCCUCAACCCUGCCAGGCAGGGGCACCAGAGACUGGAAGACCCAGCAGAAAUCUCAGUAUUCAUCGCCCUCAUCCACCUUUCCUGGGAACUGGAGCGGGUGAAAUCCUCAAACCCUGGGAAUAGUCAAGGUAGGAUGGACAUUGAACUCCCUCCAUGACCAAGUAUGUAGGAGCUUGAGGCCAUGAGAGGAUCCCAGCCACAGUGGGACACCUCACCCUCUCCUCUGAUCUCAGGGAGUGGCUGGGAGUCUUGGUCCUGAACUGUGGGGACACCCCCCGUAGUCAAGCCACCAGGCAGGAUCUGAGGUGCUCAUUUCCCAGAGGAAAGGCAAAUCUCCCAAGGUUUUCACCUGAGAGACAGUUCCACCCUCCUUCUCAGUAAGAAGAAAGGAAGAGAGGGCACAGCAAAGACAUAAAGACGGUUCUCCCACCUCCAUCACCAGCACACCCAGCCCCUGGACUGAGGGGCCUACAGGCUGUGAAUGGACAUUUAGCCCUGCCCACCCUCCCUUCCCACUGCUGUUCUAAGCUGUCUGAUGUUUGGUUAUAUGAAUAAAUGUAAUUCCCCUCUGGA
Messenger RNA from Aethalodelphis obliquidens (Pacific white-sided dolphin), 1127 nucleotides. RefSeq names its product G protein signaling modulator 3 (gene GPSM3). The record is from RefSeq and is a predicted model, not a curated record. Bases 1 to 711 code for a protein of 236 amino acids. Gene Ontology annotation, molecular function: GTPase regulator activity; protein binding. Gene Ontology annotation, biological process: positive regulation of inflammatory response. The transcript has 4 exons. NCBI's taxonomy places the organism in Eukaryota, Metazoa, Chordata, Mammalia, Artiodactyla, Delphinidae.